Messenger RNA from Scophthalmus maximus (turbot), 2600 nucleotides. Its product is annotated as neuronal acetylcholine receptor subunit non-alpha-2. Gene Ontology annotation, biological process: nervous system process; regulation of membrane potential; monoatomic ion transmembrane transport. Gene Ontology annotation, molecular function: transmembrane signaling receptor activity; acetylcholine-gated monoatomic cation-selective channel activity. The transcript has 6 exons. Bases 89 to 1588 code for a protein of 499 amino acids. The record is from RefSeq and is a predicted model, not a curated record. NCBI's taxonomy places the organism in Eukaryota, Metazoa, Chordata, Actinopteri, Pleuronectiformes, Scophthalmidae. Gene Ontology annotation, cellular component: neuron projection; synapse; postsynaptic membrane.
CCGGCAGCAUGCGCCGUCGCGCCGGGGCCGUGUCCUCUGUCUACCCGCAGCAGGGCGCUGGUUUUACGCAUUCCGCUCGGUGCCACUGAUGGAGAGCAGUCCUCUCCAGCCGGACCGGGACGCCUCCAUCAUGAAGUUGGUGGUCCUCGUCCUCCUCCUCCUCCUCCCGUGGACGUCCUGUCCGCUGUGUCUCGCCAACGUCGCCGCCACAGGUGAGUUUGUGUCCCUGGCGGAGAUGGAGGACGCUCUGCUGAGGAACCUAUUCCAAGGCUACCAGCGCUGGGUCAGGCCAAUCCAACGUGCCAACGACACUAUUAGAGUUCGCUUUGGACUCAAGAUCUCCCAGCUGGUGGAUGUGGAUGAGAAGAACCAGCUCAUGACAACUAAUGUUUGGCUUUGUCAGGAGUGGAUCGAUUACAAGCUCCGAUGGAAUCCAGAGAAAUACGGAGGAAUCACUUCCAUCAGAGUUCCCUCUGAAAACAUCUGGCUCCCAGACAUUGUCCUCUAUGAGAAUGCUGAUGGGCGGUUCGAGGGCUCCCUGAUGACCAAAGCCAUUGUCAGAUUCAACGGGAUGAUAACCUGGACACCACCUGCAAGUUACAAGUCCGCCUGCACCAUGGAUGUCACCUUUUUCCCCUUUGACCGUCAAAACUGCACUAUGAAGUUUGGCUCCUGGACCUACGACGGCCACAUGGUGGACCUGGUUCUGAUGGACUACCAGGUCGACCGGAAGGACUUCUUCGAUAACGGGGAGUGGGAGAUCCUCAGUGCCACCGGCGCCAGAGGAAACCGGAAGGACGACUUGUAUUCAUACCCCUUCAUCACGUAUUCUUUUAUUCUGAAGAGGCUACCGCUGUUCUACACACUCUUCCUUAUCUUCCCUUGUUUGGGUUUGUCCUUUCUGACUGUCUUGGUGUUUUACCUUCCCUCAGAUGAGGGAGAGAAGCUGUCACUUUCCACCUCCGUCCUUGUCUCGCUCACCGUGUUCCUCCUGGUCAUAGAAGAGAUCAUCCCUUCCUCCUCCAAGGUGAUCCCGCUCAUUGGCGAGUACCUGCUCUUCAUCAUGAUCUUCGUCACACUCUCAAUCAUCGUCACCGUCUUUGUCAUCAACGUCCACCACCGCUCCUCAGCCACCUACCACCCCAUGUCGCCGUGGGUUCGCAAUCUCUUCCUCCAGAAACUGCCGCAGUUGCUCUGCAUGCGCGGACACAUCGACCGCUACCACUACCCAGAGCUGGCUCCUGAGAGCCCCGAGCUGAAGCCCCGUUCUGGAGGUCGAAAAGGAGGGCAGAGGAGCGGAGCCCACAGACAGGCAGCGUCUGACGGGAAGGAGGAUGAGGCCUGGGCGACCAUGUUGGAGAAAGCCAUCUAUUCAGUGCGGUACAUCAGCAGACACAUCCGCAAGGAGCACUUUAUCCGCGAGGUGGUACAAGACUGGAAGUUUGUGGCCCAAGUGUUGGACAGGAUCUUCCUGUGGGCUUUCCUCACCGUCGCCGUGCUGGGCACCAUCCUCAUCUUCACUCCAGCUCUGCAGAAGUUCUUCAAAAUACCUCUUCCAGCUUUAAGUGAGGAACCAGCUUCAAACUAGUGUCAAUAACACACACUUUUCACAGACGACUGCUGAUCCACCUUCAACAUGCUGUUAAACACCCUCGAGCAAGAGGACGCCUGUACAGGGUUUUUUUAAAAGGUGAAAUAUGACAAGUUGGCUUUUAGUUGGCUUUCUUCUCUAGUUCCACUGUGUAACACGUGAGGAUGUGUACAAUUUAAUUUAAUUUUCACCAUAAUUACAUAUUGAUUUGUUUAUAGAUAAAUGGGACAAACUAGGUGAAUAUUGGUGCAACCUGGGUUGCAUUUGAGCCUGUUAAUUACCAAAGUCAUAACAUUUCAAAUUUUACACACAGUGGCUUUAAGCAGCUGGUCAAAAUAUUUAAGCCUGGUUUAACUUUAACCACAAAAUAUUAAGUUAACUAUAAAAAAAAUGCACUACAGAUCUUUUAUCAUUUGUUUGAUUUAUGUAUCUGAGCUGACACCCUCAUUGUCGCUUUAUGUUUCUAAUGGACACUUCCCUUCAUUUUGUGUCAUGUUUUCUUAAGUUGUGACAUUUUCUCUAGUUAUUUUUUCAACAAUAUUUUCAAAUUAGACAUAGCUAUUCUGUAAAAAUAACAAGAUGAUCACACACCUGUAGCACAAACUAUGUUUUAGUUGAAUAAUAUGAGAAAAAUGAAUUAUUCAAUCUCUAAACGUACCAACAUUUCAACUGGGAUACAUUCAUUAGAGCUGCCAGGACCUGACAAAGUCUUUUCUUUUAGGACAAGAAAUACGUUCAGAAAAUUAAGAAAUAAGGUUUCUGUGUCUCACCUUAUUUAUUUUCUCUCAUGUGCCGUUUCCUGUUUCCUUGUCUGUCUGAUUCACCAAAUAUACCAAACUUGCAAUAUUUUGGUCACUGCUGAUGGAAAUUUUCAAGUCACAUAAAUUGUGAUAAAUGUAAUGAAAAAGUGAUGGGCAUUUCUUCUCUAAAUUACACAGUCCUCAAAAUUUCAGUAUUCAUAUCACUAGUACUUCAUCACACUAAUAAAGUUCUUUGUUUAAGUCAAUAA